Molecule: messenger RNA, 721 nt
Organism: Vombatus ursinus (common wombat)
Lineage: Eukaryota; Metazoa; Chordata; Mammalia; Diprotodontia; Vombatidae
Gene: MSRB2
Product: methionine sulfoxide reductase B2
Exons: 5
Coding region: 43-576 (177 amino acids)
Biological process (GO): protein repair; response to oxidative stress
Cellular component (GO): cytoplasm
Molecular function (GO): peptide-methionine (R)-S-oxide reductase activity
Source: RefSeq, a predicted model, not a curated record
CCUGCAGUGUCCAGGCCCGUGCACCUAGAGCAGGCAGCGAACAUGGCUCGGCUCCUUCAGCGAGGCCUGUCCUGGCUAGGCUGGAGAGAUCUGCCCUCGGAGACCGUGCCUGGAGGCGCCUGCGUCGGCGGAGGGAGAGCCUGCCACGAGGACGCAGGGUCUCUCAACAAGCAUGGUGAGCCAGCCACUGACUGGAAAAAGAAAUUGACUCCAGAGCAGUACUACGUCACUAGAGAAAAGGGAACGGAACUGCCCUUCAGUGGAGUCCUUUUGAAUAAUGCAGAGCCAGGAAUGUAUCACUGUGUUUGCUGUGACAGCCCACUGUUCAGUUCUGAAAAAAAAUUCUGCUCGGGCACCGGGUGGCCUUCAUUCACAGAGGCUCAUGGUGCAUCUGGCUCUGAUGAAAGUGAAACCAGCAUCCUGAGGCGGCCUGACUACUCCCGGACAACAGCUCGGGUAGAGGUUGUUUGCAAACAGUGUGAAGCUCACUUGGGCCAUGUGUUUCCAGAUGGGCCUGAACCUACUGGAGAGAGAUUUUGUAUCAACAGUGUGGCGCUGACGUUUAAACCAAGUUAAAACUUAUCGUCUCAAAAUCUGAAGAGAUAAAACAUGGUUUAGGGGAACGAAUGCUGCAUUUGGAGUCAGGAGAAUUGCGGGUUCGAAUCUUAACCCUGACACUAGCAGUGUGAUCGGGGGCAAAUAAAUCCCUAAACUUUUCAGA